GUUUGACUCGUCGUAAGAUUAAAUAAAAGAAAAGCGUUUCCUUUUCUCUCAGUGAUACAGUCAACUUCUCCUAAAAAUCGGUAACGAUUUCAUUUCACGAGUCAAAAUAGUUAAGCGUUUCUUCGAUUGAUUCGUCAAUCCAGUCAAAUAUCUGGCUUAAUCUCUUUGGUUUAAUUUGUGUUCGUCCCCAAUGGUAUGAUUUUUUUGCAGAUGGGGACUGAAAAGCCUAUUACUACAGAGACCGUUGCUCUCACCGAGAAGAAAAUGGACAUGUCUUUAGAUGCUAUCAUCAAGAUGUCAAAGAGCAAUACUAAUGUGAAUAAAGGCAAGAAACAGAGAGCAUCGAAUAAAAAGGACAACUUUAAUGGUGCUGCUAAAAACAGUACGGUAAAAUCACAGCGUUAUAUGGACUCACGGUCUGAUGUUAGACAGGGUGCUUUUGCUAAGAGAAGGUCUAGUUUCCAAGGAAACCAGUUUCCUUUCACAACAGCUGUUGCUCGUAAUGUCGCUUCUGGUGCUCCGCCUCGUGGUCGACCAUAUAAUGCUGGAAGGAUGGCUAACACGAAUCAGUCAAGGUUCAUUACUCCACAAGCUCCGUAUGGAUCUGCACCAAGAGCGUUUGUCGCAAAGCAGCAGCAGCAAUGGGAGAAGAUAGAUCAAAAGCAAGGAAAUGGAGGAGGAGGACAGAGGCAAGGGCCUCAGACGCUGGACUCUCGGUUUGCAAACAUGAAAGAAGAGAGAAUGAGAAUGAGAAUGAGAAGGUUUACAGAAAAGGGAAACAAUGUAGGCAACAAUAAUGGUGUUGGACUGCAGUACCAGCAGCAAUGUCCGUGGGGAAGAAGAGCCACAAGAUUCCCUAACUGAUUAAUGUGAUCCGCAGAACAAUGGCGUUACUAUUAAUGCAGUUUGGUUUGGAUUCAAUGUUUGAAGUGCACAACAUUCAUUUAUGAAUAUUUUUCUUCUUGGAGACUAGCAGAAGAAGAAAUAUUGAAUCUUUGGUUGUAAUUGGUGUGCUUUUGGUCAGGGAGGGAUAUAUGACCAUUUUGCCCUCUCAUCUUUUCUUGAUUGGGAAGCUUGCACACAGAAAUGUAAUCACAUGAAAUGAAUGAUUUCCCCUUGUAGUAUUUGUAAGCUUUGACUGGCACUUCAAAAUAGUUAACUAAGUUCAGUUAUUAAUCUCCA
Eruca vesicaria subsp. sativa (arugula) is the source of this 1182-nucleotide messenger RNA. The record is from the annotation of a GenBank genome assembly. Lineage: Eukaryota; Viridiplantae; Streptophyta; Magnoliopsida; Brassicales; Brassicaceae.